CAGAAGAGGGGAAGAAAGAGUGGUUGUGUAAGAGAGACUGCUUGAUUAAAAUUGGUAAAGAAGGAGACGGAGCAGGAAGCGAUACCAGCACCAGCCAGGUAGCAGCAGCGAUAAAGCUAUGUACAGGGACGUGUCGAGUUGCAAUACAUACAACUAUGGCGACGCAGCGUACUGGGACGCUCGUUAUGUGCAGGAAACGGGGCCUUUUGAUUGGUAUCAGCGUUACUCUGCUCUUCGUCCUUUCGUUAACAAGUACAUCCCUACCUCUUCUCGCGUCCUUAUGGUUGGCUGCGGCAACGCCGUUAUGUCAGAGGACAUGGUCAAGGAUGGUUAUGUAGACAUAACAAACAUUGACAUUUCUUCAGUGGCCAUUGAGAUGAUGCGAAGGAAGUAUGAAUACACACCUCAGCUGAAAUACAUGCAAAUGGAUGUCAGAGAUAUGAGCUUCUUUCCAGAUGAAUCAUUUGAUGGUGUCAUCGAUAAAGGAACUCUUGAUUCAUUGAUGUGUGGUACCAGUGCUCCACUCAGUGCUGCCCAAAUGCUUGGAGAAGUGAGCAGGCUUCUCAAACCUGGAGGGGUCUAUAUGUUGAUAACCUAUGGUGAUCCAUCAGUUAGGAUUCCUCAUUUGAACCGAAUGUUAUACAAUUGGGAAAUAACAUUAUACAUUAUGUCCAGACCAGGAUUCCAAAAGGCAGCAGAUUGUAGCUCUUCAUCAAAAUCAUACCUUGAGCCCAUUCCUCUGACAGAGAAGGGCCUCCUUCCUGGAGAUUUUGUUCUGGAAGAUAAAGAUUCUCACUAUAUUUAUGUGUGUAAAAAGAUGGAUGGGAUGAAUUGAUGGAUCUAGGCAAUGGUGCCCAUUCAAUGUCAGUUAUAUAGUGAUGACUGAAAAACAAGUUGGCAAAGGAAUCCAUUUCCUUUUCAGCUUACACGCUUUGAAGCUUAAAUGAUUUUUAUCAAUACAUCAAUAUCAUUGUUUUUGCUGCCUGUAUAAGUAGGCCUCAUUGGAGUCGUGUUGUUUCUAACAUUUAUGAUUGUUUCAUUCACUCAAACCAUUGGCUUUAUCCUAA
Molecule: messenger RNA, 1067 nt
Organism: Telopea speciosissima
Lineage: Eukaryota; Viridiplantae; Streptophyta; Magnoliopsida; Proteales; Proteaceae
Product: EEF1A lysine methyltransferase 4
Exons: 8
Coding region: 119-835 (238 amino acids)
Molecular function (GO): S-adenosylmethionine-dependent methyltransferase activity
Source: RefSeq, a predicted model, not a curated record